UUAAAGUGUGAGUGCGUGUAAUCCCAUGUUUAAAUGAUAAACGUAUUACUCGAAGCAGGACGCGUCUCUAUUCUUAACUGGAAAAGGAAUUUACUUUGAUAAUGUCAAAAACUAUGGAGAAUGAUGACAAAGGUAGAAGUAAGGAAUUUAUUUUAGACGAUGAAAAUGGCGGGACUUUCAAAGUUCUAGAACUAGAUGGUAUGGUUUUCCCGAUGCCAUAUUUUGAGAAUGAAGAAAGUGUACUGAAACGACUGUCUAUUGUCAAAAAUCUUCAGUACGAAAGUGGAGAUGUGAUGAUAUGUAGCUUUCCUAAAACAGGUUCACAUUGGGUGUCAAAUCUUGUACACUACCUUCUUCACGACGGUCCUUUAGACGAAUUCGAUUCUCAUUCUCCUUGGCUGAUUGAUUAUUAUGACAUUGAAGAUAAAUACAAAAGACGUAAAGAAAGAAUUUUAACAACGCAUUACACACUAAAGCGCCUUCCAACAGAUCAAUUUGCAAAAGGUGGAAAAACUAUUCUUAUCUAUAGGAACCCAAAGGAUUCGGCCGUCUCGAUGUACUAUAUGAUGCGGAAACAAAACAUUGUAGGAAACUUUAAUUUGUCAUGGGACAAAUUUCUUAGUUUCUGGCUUGACGGGAAAAUCAUAUUUGGCUCAUAUUUUGACUUCUACAACCAGUGGCAGCAAGAUCUCGAAAGAAAUCCAAAUUUAGAUAUACUUAUUGUUCAGUACGAAAAACUAAAGAAGGAUUGUUUGAAUGAAGUACGCCGCAUACAGAAUUACCUUGGUUUAAACCUGACAGAAAAGCGUCUUGAAGCUGUAAUUGACAGGUGUUCAUUGAACAAACUGAAAAGCGAUGUAGACACUGGAAAGGUUAAAUCAGAUCUUGUCGACGAUAAAGGAAAGUCUGUUCUAUACAGGAAAGGUAUUAUUGGAGACUGGAAGAAUCACUUUACAGUUGCACAAAAUGAACAAUUUGAGGAAAUAGCAGAGAAGAAAAUGGGAAACAGUAUAUUCAAUUAUAAGCAUGAUGAGACAGGAACGAGUAAGGUAAUAAUUCUUGAGAGCGAAGACGGUGGACAAAUUAAGGUGAUUGACAUCGGUGGAAUUAAGUUUCCCAUGCCCUUUUUCGACAGUGAAGGGGCUGUACUAAAAAGGCUUUCAUUUGUAAAGAAUCUCCAGUAUGAGAGCGGUGAUGUAAUGAUAUGUAGCUAUCCGAAAACAGGAACACACUGGGUAGCCAAUCUCAUAUACUUUCUUCAGCAGCCCGACGGUCCGUUAGAAGAUAAGGUUUCACAUGAUGGAUGGCUAAUAGAUUUAUUUGACAGAAAAGACUCUGAAAAACAUGAAAACAGAAGACUUUUAACAUCACACCUACAUCCAAAACGUCUGCCAAGAGACCAUUUUGCAAACGGCGGAAAAACUAUUCUUGUCUUCAGGAACCCAAAGGACUCAGCCGUCUCGAUGUACUACAUGAUGCGAAAACAGAAAGUUGUUGGUGAUUUCAAUAUAUCAUGGGACAAGUUUCUUAAUUAUUGGCUUGAAGGAAAAAUCUUAUUUGGAUCGUACUUUGAUUACUACAAUAAAUGGCAAGCGGAACUCAAAACUAAUCCAAAAAUGGAUGUCCUUAUUGUUCAGUAUGAAGAUCUAAAAAAGAACAGUUUACACGAGGUUCGCCGUAUACAGAAUUAUCUCGGUACUAAUCACUCAGAUGAGCGUUUACAAGAAGUUAUAAAUAGAUGUUCAAUCGAUUAUUUGAGAAAUGACGUUGAAAGUGGAAAGGUGGAGACAAGUCUAAAAGAUGAUAAAGGAAAGUCGGUGCUUUAUAGGAAAGGUAUCAUUGGUGACUGGAAGAAUCAUUUUACAGUUGCACAAAACGAAGAGUUCGAGAAAAUUACAAAUGAGAAAAUGAAAGACAGUAUAUUUAACUAUAAAGCAUGGAACUGAUUGCAUUUGUAAUCUUCUAUGAACUAAAAGUUAAUUUUAAUAAUAAGCAUACACCAUGUUCAUUGUUAUUUUGAAGAAAAAAAGUUCUAAUCUCAAAAUGUAUAGUAAUAAUCAGAGUUACAUUAAUCCCGUCGUGUUAAUUAUUAAACAACAUGAAAUCUGAAGAUGACAUAUUCUCAAAACUACAGUUAUGUGUCCAUUAAAUUAAUGAUCGACAAGAUAAAAACUGAAUUUG
Ruditapes philippinarum (Manila clam) is the source of this 2181-nucleotide messenger RNA. RefSeq lists its product as uncharacterized. Gene Ontology annotation, cellular component: cytoplasm. Gene Ontology annotation, molecular function: sulfotransferase activity. Gene Ontology annotation, biological process: sulfation. Bases 102 to 1946 code for a protein of 614 amino acids. NCBI's taxonomy places the organism in Eukaryota, Metazoa, Mollusca, Bivalvia, Venerida, Veneridae. The transcript is spliced from 11 exons. The record is from RefSeq and is a predicted model, not a curated record.